Messenger RNA from Vicia villosa (hairy vetch), 611 nucleotides. Its product is annotated as dirigent protein 21-like. Bases 36 to 554 code for a protein of 172 amino acids. The record is from RefSeq and is a predicted model, not a curated record. The transcript has a single exon. NCBI's taxonomy places the organism in Eukaryota, Viridiplantae, Streptophyta, Magnoliopsida, Fabales, Fabaceae.
AGUAGCUCUAAAAUUGAUCCCAAAAAAAAAAAACUAUGGAUUCUUUAUCUAGCUUAGAAAUUUCCUUAGAAGAAUCCAAUAUAAUGCCACCCAUAGAGAAACCACAUAAUUUCACCCACCUACACUUCUAUUUCCAUGACACCCUAGAUGGUGAAAAACCAACUACACUCAAAAUUAUCAACCCACCUAAUGAAUCAUCUCAUGGUGAUUUUGGAUCCACUUUUAUUAUAGAUAACCCUUUGACUGAAGAAAAAGAUAUAAGUUCAAAAGUUAUUGGAAGAGCUCAAGGAACCUAUGCAUUGGCUUCUAAACAAGGUGAUUUUGCUUUGAAAAUGGAUGUUAAUUUUAUUUUUACAGAAGGUAGGUACAAAGGGAGCACACUUAGUUUGGUUGGAAGGAAUGUUAUUAUGGAUGAAGUUAGAGAAAUGCCUAUUGUUGGAGGAACUGGUGCGUUUAGGUUUGCAAAAGGGUAUGCUUUGGCAAAGACUGUUUUAUAUGAUCCUGCUUCUCAUAAUUCCAUUGAGGAAUUUGAUCUUAGCAUUUACCAUUUAUAAAAAUAUCUUGUAUGGUUUUUAGUAAGAUUACAUGUUUUUUAAUUUCUAUUUCAAUAA